This is a messenger RNA of Physcomitrium patens, 935 nucleotides long. RefSeq names its product phospholipase A2-alpha. The record is from RefSeq and is a predicted model, not a curated record. Gene Ontology annotation, biological process: phospholipid metabolic process; arachidonate secretion. Lineage: Eukaryota; Viridiplantae; Streptophyta; Bryopsida; Funariales; Funariaceae. Gene Ontology annotation, molecular function: A2-type glycerophospholipase activity.
UAUCUGCGUCACCAUCACUCCUCACCAUGACUUUCGAUAAUCUUGCAUCGAUGGCGUCAAUGCCUGCUUCCUGCAGCCAUGCCCAGCUUGUAUCGGUUCUCUGAGGUCGUCUCGACAACCACGCUGAAUCCACCCCUGCGUCGUCGUCGCCUGGAGCUCAGAAUCCCUCCACUGCAGCAGGGAUGGCGACUCUGCAGCGACGACGCUGCCCGCGCAUAUUGGCGCACGCUGGAACCAUCGUGAUGUUGCUGUUGUUAGAGCUAUUGAGUCCUGCGCUUUCUCUCGUUGUUAACGGGACUAUUUUCAAGGGUUGCAGUCGUGAAUGCGAGUCUCGGCAUUGUCAGGAUCCAAUCAAAUUGCGGUACGGAAAGUACUGUGGCAUUGGAUACACAGGCUGUGAGAGCGAGGUACCUUGCGAUGGUAUCGACUCCUGCUGUAAGAGUCACGAUAUUUGCAUCGGACCGAAUCUUGAAAAUUAUGUGAAUCGAACCUGCAAUGAUCAAUUAAAAAAAUGCGUUGAGAAGUUUCAAGAUUCAAACAUGACUCAGUUUAAUGGCUCCACUUGUUCUGCAUCUGCGAUUGAAGAAGUCAUCAUCACUUCAAUGAAUAUAGCGACACUUGGCAAAAGUGUUGGCAUCCCCUCGUCGUUACCUAAUACCAGAAGCUAUACGGCUUUAGUUUUUAAUUCGUUUAUGGUCUUACUCCUGGGGGGUUGGUGACCAAUGCCUCGAGUACCAGUCUCAAGAAUCAAAACGCCCUUGGUAUUCGACUUCAGAAAUUUUGGUACAAUGAGUUAUAAACAUUAGGUGCACGACGAACAGAACAGUUUUUUCGUUGUAUAACAUUUAACGUCUCCCAUUUUUGAGAAUGUAAGAUGUUCAGACAUUUAAGUCUUACACAAUUUGAACUGGUCUUCGUUGCCAGUAAUCAAAGGA